CUGUGAGACGGUUAUGGAACGAGCCCGCAGAAAUGAGUUAAAUAAUGUGAGAGGCGAGGGAGAUGAUAGAUUAAGAGAACAGGAGCAAAGUGACUUCUGCAAUAUAAAUAACGUCCAGGGAAACAAAGAGGGGAAUCAACAGGGAUUUAGGUGUGAUGAGACAAAAGAAUAAAGGAUGCCUUACAAGAGGGGCUGCUCGCGAGCCUGGAUUGUACUUUAAAGCACAGCGACGGAUCUAUCCCUUCCCCCUCCCGUGCCUCCGGAUCAUGAGACUUGAUUGAAAGCUAGUAUCUCAUGAUUCCUCCUCCUCCAUCUAUGGCGAACUACAGCCAUGCGGCCGACCACAGCUUCCUGCAGAGUGUCUCCCCACUGGCCACCUUCCUCAAACUGACCUCCCUGGGAUUCAUCAUCGGCGUCGGCGUGGUGGGCAACCUCCUGAUCUCCAUCCUCCUGGUGAAAGACAAGAGCCUGCACAGGGCGCCCUACUACUUCCUGCUGGACCUGUGCGCCUCGGACAUCCUGCGCUCCGCCGUCUGCUUCCCCUUCGUCUUCACCUCCGUCAAGAACGGCUCGGCCUGGACGUACGGCACGCUCACCUGCAAGGUGAUCGCCUUCCUGGGCGUGCUCUCCUGCUUCCACACCGCCUUCAUGCUCUUCUGCGUCAGCGUCACGCGCUACCUGGCCAUCGCGCACCACCGCUUCUACACCAAGCGGCUCACCUUCUGGACCUGCCUGGCCGUCAUCUGCAUGGUGUGGACGCUGUCCGUCGCCAUGGCGUUCCCGCCGGUGCUGGACGUGGGGACGUACUCCUUCAUCCGGGAGGAGGACCAGUGCACGUUCCAGCACCGCUCCUUCAGGGCCAACGACUCGCUGGGCUUCAUGCUGCUGCUGGCCCUCAUCCUCCUCGCCACGCAGCUCGUCUACCUCAAGCUCAUCUUCUUCGUCCACGACCGGCGGAAGAUGAAGCCGGUGCAGUUCGUGCCGGCCGUCAGCCAGAACUGGACCUUCCACGGGCCCGGGGCCAGCGGCCAGGCGGCCGCCAACUGGCUGGCGGGAUUCGGCAGGGGCCCCACCCCGCCCACCCUGCUGGGGAUCCGGCAGAACACCAACGCGGCGGGGCGGCGGCGCCUGCUGGUGCUGGACGAGUUCAAAACGGAAAAGAGGAUAAGCAGGAUGUUCUACGCCGUCACCUUCUUCUUCCUGGCGCUCUGGGGGCCCUACCUGGUGGCCUGCUACUGGAGGGUGUUCGCCAGGGGCCCCGUGGUGCCCGCCGGGUACCUGACUGCAGCCGUCUGGAUGAGCUUCGCCCAGGCCGGGGUCAACCCCUUCAUCUGCAUCUUCUCCAAUCGGGAGCUGAGGCGCUGUUUCAGCACCACCCUGCUUUACUGCAGAAAAUCCAGGUUACCAAGGGAACCCUACUGUGUUAUAUGAAGAAAUGGUUCUGUGAUUGAUCUCUGGUCAGGCCCUGCUGUACAGUUCCUUUCCCUUUGUCUUUCUCCUCCUUGAGCUGGCAGAAGUCGGACUGUCAAUCACCUUUUUUUUUCAGAAUAUGGUUAUGAGAAAAAAAAAGCCUACCACAAUGGGAAAAGGUGAAGGAGAGCAGAAGAUCUAUGACACUCACAGGAAAAUGGUGAGCCCUCCUGAGUUUAUGUUCUAAUAAACCAUUCGCUGUGGAAA
This is a messenger RNA of Anguilla anguilla (European eel), 1677 nucleotides long. RefSeq names its product probable G protein-coupled receptor 85. Gene Ontology annotation, biological process: G protein-coupled receptor signaling pathway. The transcript is spliced from 3 exons. Gene Ontology annotation, molecular function: G protein-coupled receptor activity. Gene Ontology annotation, cellular component: plasma membrane. Bases 295 to 1431 code for a protein of 378 amino acids. The record is from RefSeq and is a predicted model, not a curated record. Lineage: Eukaryota; Metazoa; Chordata; Actinopteri; Anguilliformes; Anguillidae.